Triticum urartu is the source of this 931-nucleotide messenger RNA. NCBI's taxonomy places the organism in Eukaryota, Viridiplantae, Streptophyta, Magnoliopsida, Poales, Poaceae. The record is from RefSeq and is a predicted model, not a curated record.
CCCUAGCCCCACGUUCCGCCCCGCCGCCGUGCCGUUCCGUUCCGUUCAUUUGUCGUCGCCGCCGACGACCCAAUCCCCUCCCCUCCCCUCCCCCCACCCCCCAAACUCCCCCGCGGCCGCCUCCGUCCCGCCCUUCCUCCCUGGGCCAUCGCGCGGCGCGCUCCUGCCGUCCCCGCCCCGCCCGCGGUCUCUGGCCGCCGAGCCUCGAGGUGCGAGCUAGGUCGCCUCCGUCCGGCGACCCUCCUGCUCAAUCCCACUCCACGAUGCGCGCCGCUUAGAUCCCCAUGCUCAUGUGGCGCCGCAAAUGCGUCGCCGAGUGCUGCAGGCACGCCCGGGCCCCGCCCGCGGCGCAACCGUCCCCACCCCCUCGCCGCUGCCGCCGCCGCCUCUCCGUGCUCGCCGCCUGGGCGCACCAGCCGGACGACGACUCCACCUCCAGCGGCGAGGAGAGGCCCAGCUGCGCUCCUCCCCGUGAGGUUAUCUGGAGAAGGGGCUGCGCUCCCGGCGAGAAUCCCCGGAGGAGGAGCUCUGCUCCGAGCCUGAGCUCUGCCGGGGUCGUCAGGACGCUCCAGCGCCUGGAGAGGAAGCCUGCCAUCGCGUUCGCCUACUUCAAGGACACCGAGAGCAUCGGCUUUCACCAUGACCUUGCCACCUACGCCGAGAUCAUCCGCGUCCUGUCACAUAAGGGCCAGGGGAGGAUUCUGUUCUCCUUGUUCAGUGACAUCCUCUCGCCGGCCGAUGGCGGCGGCGGCGGCCCUGAGAUCGUGCCGCUCAUGGAUCAGCUCAGAAUGCACAGGACACAAUAGGGCUGUUUGGUGACCUCUGCAGGCUUGGAAUCGUCCCGGCAGCUUGGACUUGCAACAUACUUCUCAAAUUUGCAGCCGAGGGCGGUGACUCGGAGGUUGUUGUAUCGGCUUAUGAUCAAAUCAAG